Molecule: messenger RNA, 1599 nt
Organism: Sus scrofa (pig)
Lineage: Eukaryota; Metazoa; Chordata; Mammalia; Artiodactyla; Suidae
Gene: TACO1
Product: translational activator of cytochrome c oxidase I
Cellular component (GO): mitochondrion
Source: RefSeq, a predicted model, not a curated record
CUGGAUCAUUGUGGGAAAUAAAGCCUGGAGCUCCCCAGGCAACCCGGAGGGAUUGAGCACGGGGUCACCCCAAGGGCCCUGGCUCUGCGCAGCAGCUUCAGAAAAAGCAAGUACCACAGGGCGGCGGAACGGCUUUUGCGGGCGCUGGGGACGCGUUUGGGGGACGGACCGGGGAAACGAACUGUGCUGCACCAUCAGGUGUACUCCCGGCUGCCGCUGACCGAUGAGGUGUCGUUUACGUCCCGGCUGCCCGGGUGGGCUUGAGCCUCUGGCUCCCAGGUGACGGUCGGAGGAGGCCGCAGGCUCAGGACCUGCUUGUUCCCGCGGCGUACACGGCGGGCUGACCUUGGCUGCUGCUCUCGCCGACCUUGGCCGAGGGUCGGAGCCAAUGGCGGCCUGGGCUGUUGUCAACCUGAGCAGGGCUGCUGCCCGAUGCUUGCGGGCUCGAGACCCUGGGGUCCGGGAGGCUCUUUUGCGCGCCUCCCAGUCUGAGCCUCCAGAUUGGAGCUUCGCCUGGGGCCGAAUGCUGCACGUCACUGCGGCGGUUCCUGCCGGGCACAACAAGUGGUCCAAAGUCCGGCACAUCAAGGGUCCCAAGGACACCGAAAGGAGUCGCAUCUUCUCCAAGCUCAGUCUGAGCAUUCGCCUAGCGGUUAAAGGAGGCCCCAACCCUGAUCUCAACAGCAACCUGGCCAGCAUCUUAGAGGUGUGUCGCAGCAAGCACAUGCCCAAGUCAACAAUGGAAGCAGCACUGAAAAUGGAGAAAACCAAGGACAUUCAUUUGUUGUAUGAGGGCCGAGGCCCUGGUGGCUCUUCUCUUCUCAUUGAGGCAUUAUCUAACAGUGGCUCCAAGUGCCUCUCGGACAUCAAACAUAUCCUGAACAAGAAUGGGGGAAUGAUGGCUGAAGGAGCUCGCCACUUCUUUGACAAAAAGGGAGUGAUAGUGGUUGGAGUGGAGGACAGAGAGAAGAAAGCUGUGAACCUAGAGCGUGCCCUGGAGCUGGCAAUUGAAGCAGGGGCUGAGGAUGUCAAGGAAACUGAAGACGAAGAGGAAAAGAACAUUUUUAAAUUUGUUUGUGAUGCCUCUUCACUGCACCAAGUGAGGAAGAAGCUGGACUCCCUGGGCCUGUGUUGUGUGUCCUGUAUGCUAGAGUUCAUCCCCAACACAAAGGUGCAGCUGGCUGACCCCGAGCUGGAGCAGGCUGCCCAUCUCAUCCAGGCCCUCAGCAACCACGACGACGUGAUCCACGUCUAUGACAACAUUGAGUAGCCAGGCCGUACCUGCUGCCAGGCAGCCUCUUCUGGAGCACAAGCCUCUGAGACUCAAGCAGACGGGGGAGUCUAGCAGGUCAGGAAGCAUGAGACCUGCAACUUUGUGGCCAAGGGAAUGCCCGCGCUUUGUGAGGCCUCCGUGUCAGCAUGGCUGGUGUCUAGAGUCCUCUUGGAUGAGUUCCCUCCAACAUCCUUCUGGAUGCAAGGUGCAGCCAGUUAGCUGGUCAGACUCUGAUCUCAGGAAUGUGGCCCUCGUGGGGAUGGUCGGUGCCCCAUGUGCUGGAAACUGCUGUGAAAUAAUAACAGUGAUUGACCUGGGUCGCUGCA